Mesorhabditis belari is the source of this 1296-nucleotide messenger RNA. Lineage: Eukaryota; Metazoa; Nematoda; Chromadorea; Rhabditida; Rhabditidae. The record is from the annotation of a GenBank genome assembly.
AUGACGAAGAAACGCAGCUUUGUGGACAAGAAGAACGCAAAUCGCUUUCGACUUUUGCCAACACACGGAGGAGGUGCCGAUGAUUUGGAAGAAUUAUCGACUACUUCGGAAAAACGGUUUGUUCCGACAGCUGAGCAAUUGGAAGAACAACAUGAAUGUGGAAUCUUCUUCGACGAUGAUUAUGAUUAUAUGAAACACUUGCGCUCAAGCGAGGAUAAAGCUCAGCUGGUGCGUGUUGACGAGGAAGCGGUACCGGCAAACAUCCCUGGAUUACGAGAUCACUCAUUUCCACCCGCGCCUCAGCCGCCACCUGGAUCUUUUCUUUUUGGAGAGCUUGGCUUUGGAGAGCCUUCCAAGAAAGGGAAAAAGAACGACGAUACGAUUGACCCCGAAAUCGAACGCGUUCUGAAUGGGUUUGAUGAUGCGGAUGAUAUGGACGAUGAUUUUAUUAAAAUGCUAGGAGGCCCUGUUGAGUCUUCAUUCGCUCUUCCGCAAUCUCGUGGUGCUUACGAUAGCGAUGAAGAUGAAGAUGAAGAGGAUGCAUACAUGUCAAAUGCUCGUGCUAAGUAUUCGAUGGAGUUUGAUGAUAUGGAUGAAGAUGAAGAAGAGGAGGACAAAAUUGUUCAUCGCGAUCCCGCUUUGCAACGAGAUAUUGAUGAAGGAUUCGACAGCUUCAUGGAGGCUGCUUAUUGCCCAGAAAAGCUUGGCGGUCUUGAUCCUGAGGAUCCCCGUAUGCGUGGUGUUCUUGAUCCAAACAAUCCACGGAUCAUCAGAUUGAUUUCAAAGCAAAAGGGAGAUCCUGAGUACGAUUCAGAGUUUGCCAAAGAAGAUGUUCGCAAACGUUUACGCGCUUGGGCAAAAGAGGGCAAAGAUGACGGCGAAAUGGAAAUGAUUGAGGUUGAUGAAGGGGCCAGUAAACGUCUGAAGUGGGAUUGCGAAUCAUUUGCUUCUCAAUACACGAACAUCUACAAUCAUCCAGCUCAAAUACGUGAACCACCUGGCAAGCUCAGUAAGAAAGCUUUGCGUCGAAUUGAUCGAUUGUCAAAACAAGAAGCCGAAGCCGAACAGGUUGAGGAGGAUGAAAUAAUGGACGAUGGGGAAAGUCUCAUUUCGACCGUUUCAACUGUUCGACCAAAGAACGAGACGGCUGAAGAAAGGCGUUUACGGAAACUGGCCGUGAAAGAUGCCCAAAGAGAGCGUCGUGUUGAGAAGAAGCAAAAUAAGAUUGCUUUUGCCGAGGAAGCGCUCCGUGUCAAACAGCAAAGUAUUGGUAACCAAAAAGUAAAACAAUUAAAC